AUGUUCUUGGUUCCACAACACGAAAAGGAUGAAAUACAGAACACUGCCUUAAAAUAUAUCAGGUUGCAACUAAUGCAUGAUCUAUUGUUAAGAAAACUAAGUUACGGACACAUAAAUUAUGACAUUGAUGAUUUAAAUGAAGUACGAAAAUCAGCCUAUACCAAGUAUUUGUUAAUGAACAAUGUUGAAACUUGUUGCAUUAUAAAACCAAUACAAAUGUACACGGAUACAGUAGCCCAGAACCAACAAAUAAUUCAAAUAAAUCCUAGCACUUGUAAUAGGAAUUUAUUGAAUGCUAAUUACCAUGCUAAUAGAGUUGCUAAAAUAGAAUAUAUUGUAAAAUAUCAAUUGUUUGAUUACAGGAUUAUAAGAGUUGGCCCUGAAGUAAAAACAACCGAACCAAGUUUAAAGGAGCGACUAAAACGAAUUAUAAUGAGAAUCAAGAAUACCUUUCAUCGACCCAUUCCACCAAUAAGCAAGCGGAUGCAAGAAAAGUCAAGCAAAGAAUUCAAGAUGGCUCAUAGGAGGUUUUUGAGCCACGAAUUGCAGCAAAUAAAGGCAGUAACUUCCCCCACCUCCCAUCCUCCUUCACUAAUUUAA
Molecule: messenger RNA, 600 nt
Organism: Candida dubliniensis CD36
Lineage: Eukaryota; Fungi; Ascomycota; Pichiomycetes; Serinales; Debaryomycetaceae
Exons: 1
Coding region: 1-600 (199 amino acids)
Source: RefSeq, a predicted model, not a curated record